This is a messenger RNA of Astrephomene gubernaculifera, 1885 nucleotides long. The record is from the annotation of a GenBank genome assembly. Lineage: Eukaryota; Viridiplantae; Chlorophyta; Chlorophyceae; Chlamydomonadales; Astrephomenaceae.
CUACCGUUGCGUCAUACCUUAAGACCUAUUCCUUUUCUUGUAGCUUGUGAACCAUCUUUUAUCUAACGUCGUAGUCAUAUCAAGGAUAUCCGAUCACUAUGCUGUCCUGGAACGACGAUGGAGACGUCUUCUCUCGGAAUGCUCCCUGACGAAGUCAGGGUCCAUGGCGAAGCCUGCCAGCCUCACUGAGGCGCAGCGUGCUGGCUCUUUGCGAAGGUCUGCGGAGGCUCCCUGCGCAUCUGCCUGCAAAAAGGCUACGGACCCGACUAGCUCGCCUCCAGGCAGCCUACCCGAGGCCAGCAGCCUGCUAAGGGGAACCGGCCACGCAGCUGAGGGCACCCUUGGUGCUGAAGGAUGGUGGCGCCACAUGGACCACAGCCAGAUGAAUGAGCAGCCGCUGCAGACGCCCAAGCCCGCGGAAACCAAGGGCUUCGUUCCGCAAUUCGGCAUCACUGGUCAGAACCGCUCCCUGUGGGCAGAUGAGGCUCCUGCCACGCCUGCUGCGCCGCCAGCUGAGGCCACACCGGCGCCGGCGGAUCCCGCUCAGCCGGGCAGCGCUGUCACUCUUCCUGCCACUGCUCCGGAGACUGCCAUUCCUGCCGCUGCCGUCUCCGAUGUGCAUGUCCAAGACACAACCAUCCAAAACGCGGGGACAACGGGAUGGUGGGCGCACAUGGACAACAGCAUCCUCAACAAGCCCGCCGAGGCGGCGCCCCUGGCCCCGGGUGAGGUGCGCAAGGGCGAGCGGGUCAUGGGCGGCGGCUUCACCCCGCAGUUCGGAGUGGCAGGCGGCAACCACUACGGAUCCAUCUUCGAUCAGCCGCAAGAUGCCAAGCCUGCUGGCGAUGACAGCGACUGGUCGAGCUUUACGUCCGCUCCCAGGGCUUGAGGGACGAGAGUCGAGCCUGGAAAUGAAGUGCCUCGUCACGAGGUGCGCCGGGUGAGGCAUGGAGCUUGCGAAGGCCGGGCGGCGAGGGGGCUGGGGGCCUCCCGUGUGGGGUUCGUGACUUCGUGUCCCUUGGCGUUCUUUGGAUGUGCAGCUCGGACGCCUAGCGUGCUGUUUGGCAUGACACUGCAGUAACACAUAAUAAGAAUGAGCAUCGACGGUGACCACGCAACGGAGCCGCGAUUAGACAAUAAUUAUGCCCUUGGUAAGAUGGCGUCAAGUAAGCUGAAAGUGCUGAUGGUGGGAACCACGGGUCGACGGGUAAUCUGCUGUGGGCCGGCAGAGGUAUAUUGUGUUUAUGGGCUGUGAAGGCUGUGAUAUGCACUUCAAGUACGCGGUAUUUAUUUCCAAGUAUGGAUAUAGGAGGAAUGGGCAUGUUGUAGCUUAGUGGCCACUCUUACGCUUGACUUUCUUGCAGUAUUGCAAAGGUCCUAUAAAGCGUUAGCAAUAAUUUGAAAGGGUAAUUCUUUAGGCUGUACUGUAGCCUAUGUCUCUUGGAUAGGGCCCGAUAAAGGCAAUAGUAAAUUACCCAAACUGCAGGCGUCUUCUCUCAAGCUGCUUUUCUUGCGUGUGGAUUUGGGUUUAGCACGCGCGUGGGGCUCUCAUGUGCAUUGGGGAGGCCGUGUGGAGAGUUCUGGCGUAAGUAGGGGCCACAUGUCUACAAGAAUACAACCACGUGACGUGCAAGGGCAUGGAGCCAACACGAGGCCCUUAAGACCUGUACAGCAAACAAGGCACGCCGUGAAGUGUUGUACUCAUCUUCGACUUGUGUCAUUGCUUGAAGUGCUGCUGUUUCUAGGCGUGACGACUUACGGUGUUGUGGGUACCAGUACAUGCGCUUGCAAUGACACGGGCGUUCAUACAUGGCAACAAAGCAGUGGCACCGUAUGUAAGGACACAGCGGAAAUCAGCCAUGGCCGCUGCUCACAGGGGUGUUUU